AUGUCCCACACUUCUCCCGCGACGUACCUUGUUUGGGCUAUAGUAUCCACUAUUCUUUUAUCAUUCCUUAUCUUCCAUCUCUGGUCCUUCGACCGAUUCCAGUGUCUACGAUGGAAUACAGGGUCGUCGGGAGCGUUCAAGCGGCUCAUGACGUACUCGUAUCUAACAAGCACACCGUUAAUAUUGGCGUAUUCUCUCGGUUUCACUAUCAUCAAGUACCAGCAAGGAUUCAUCGAUGUCAAAGGCCAUAUCAUCCCAAAACCUGUUCAGUUAUGGCCGGAGGCGGAGCAACGCGCAGUAUUCCCUUUCUUACUCGCGUUUUCCAUAGCAUGGAGCUUAGAAAUGAUAACCCACCUCGAAGAGCUUUGUUUCUGGCUGUUCUUAGUCAACUCGGGCUCCGUACAACAAGACUGGUUCAGGAGUUGGUACUUCCGAACAUGGGUCAUCGGCUCGGCUAUCGCGAUCACCUAUAUGCCGCUGUUGACCAUCCUCACGCGUUCGGAUGUGUUGAAGUGUGAAGCCUACACCUUUUUGGCCGGUAGUCUCGGUAGCCUGUCGCUCACCCUUUGGUUCACUCCCAUACUAUGGGCGUUCCCUGCAUUCCUCAAUAGUCUGAAGAACGAGGGUGUAGACACUGAUACUGUCGUCCGUUUGACGAAAUUUCAUGAACUCAACAUGAUUCGAGUCUGCUUCCGUUUCAUCAUGUGUAUCCCAUUGGUCAUUCUGGGUGUGGAUGGCGUUCGCCCACAUAACCAUAUCAACGAAAGCAUGCUAUGGACUGACAUAUUGAUCAUGGCGUCUGCCUUUGGUUGCGGUAUCUCUUCGUCCUUGACGCUUGUUAUUUUCUUCCCGCGCUCUGUGAAAAGCGAGAUCGCCAACAAAGACGCCGCUCGCGACCGCAAACGGAUUCGCCAUGGUGGAGCCCCAAGCCAAUCGACAUUCUUGGACCAGGACUACGGCCGAUACUCCAGCAACUCCUACAUGUCCUCGCAGCAGGCCUCGCCAGAGAUCACGAAACCCAGCGUUAGCCUAACCUUCCCUCCGUCCGACCCGUACCGGGUCGCAACGCCCCCAUAUGCCGGCGGGAAAGAGCUCGAGGACGCACAGUCAUUGGAACUCCCACGCCUGCCCGCCAUGCGCCCCAAUCGACGCAGGGGCGGAGACAUCGAGAUGGGUGGAAUCGACCGGCUGACCGAAAACAAUCUCUCGCAGCACAACCUCCGUCAGAUUCCCUCUGGCAAAGUGCAUCCGAUGGUCCACAACUUCACCUCUCCCAUUGACUUCUGA
Mycena indigotica is the source of this 1287-nucleotide messenger RNA. RefSeq lists its product as uncharacterized. Bases 1 to 1287 code for a protein of 428 amino acids. NCBI's taxonomy places the organism in Eukaryota, Fungi, Basidiomycota, Agaricomycetes, Agaricales, Mycenaceae. The transcript is spliced from 15 exons. The record is from RefSeq and is a predicted model, not a curated record.